CACGAUCACGGCAAAAUAAAGUGAAUAAAGUACGCAGUGUAAUGAAAUAUUUCCAGGUUCCAUUUUUUCAGUGAAUUAAUCAUUAUAAUGAUACUGCAAUGUACGUAAACAUUUGAUAUCUGCGUUGAAAAAGAACUAAGAAGUUGAUUUCUACAAUGGAUUCCAAAUAUACCUCAAUGGGCAAGCAGAAUGGAGGCAAAAUUGAUAACUUUAAGAGAAAAACCUUUAUGGAAAACUUAAAUGUUAAAAAGAAAAAAUCCUGCAACACAGAAAAUAAACCUUUGAUUUCUAAUGGUUGUAAGCCUCAAAAUGGAAUUGAGAAAUCUCCAGUAAAACAAGCUGUUGUAGAAAACCUAUUGGAAGCAAGAAAGCGUUUGCCUGUGUAUACAGUUAGGGGCAGACUUUUGGAAGAAAUUAAGAAAAAUGAUACAAUGAUAUUGAUCGGUGAAACCGGCAGUGGGAAAACAACUCAAAUACCUCAGCUGAUUCAUGAACAGCGUUUAGAAGGAGCCGGAUGCAUUGCUGUGACACAACCGCGAAGAGUUGCAGCCAUCACUAUUGCAAUCAGGGUUGCUGCUGAAAUGAGCACGAAGAUUGGGAAUAUUGUAGGGUAUUCGGUUAGAUUUGAGGACAUGACUAGCCCUAGAACCAAACUAAAGUACUUGACAGAUGGUAUGUUGCUCAGGGAAGCCAUAGUUGAUCCUCUGCUGAAGAAGUAUACCAUCGUGGUGCUAGAUGAGGCCCAUGAACGCACAGUUAGUACUGAUGUGCUCUUUGGCAUUGUUAAACUGGCGCAAAAGGAAAGACUAGAAAAAAAAUUAAAUCCUCUUAAGGUUAUUGUGAUGUCCGCAACAAUGGACGUAGACACCUUCAGAACAUACUUCAAUAACUGCCCAGUGAUAUAUCUAGAAGGCCGGACGCACCCUGUUACUAUCUACCACUCAAAGAUGAAACAGGAGGAUUAUCAAUAUGCUGCAGUGUGCACACUGUUCGAACUUCAUAGAACUAUGCCAGCAAACAAUGAUUUUCUGGUGUUUCUGACGGGUCAAGAAGAAAUUGAAACAGUCAUGUACAACAUGAAGCAAAUAGCUAAAGAAGCUCCCGGCCCUCCUUUAUUAGUAUGUCCCCUAUAUGCCGGACUCCCUGCUGCCAAGCAAUUGCAGGUGUGGAAGCAGACACCGGCAGGGAUGAGGAAAGUUGUUCUAGCCACUAAUAUUGCAGAGGCUUCCGUCACUAUCCCACAUAUAAAAUGUGUUAUUGAUACAGGAGUUGUAAAGGAAAGGACUUGGUGCACAGCGACCGGGGCGGAGCGCCUGCGAGUCCGCGCGUGCGCGCAAGCGGCGGCGUGGCAGCGCGCCGGCCGCGCGGGCCGCACCGCCGCCGGCGCAGCGUACCGCCUAUUCACCGCUAAGGAUUUCGCGUCCCGGCCAGCGCACAGUACCCCCGAGAUUGUCAGGUGUCCACUGGCGCCUACGAUACUGUUGUUGAUCGCAGCAGGCAUUGAACCAAGCACGUUCCCACUUAUAGAUACACCGCCGAUGGACUCUAUAAAUGCUUCAUUAACAUUAUUAAAAGAACUUGGUGCUAUUGAUAAUGAGGCUAGUCCAAAGUUGACUGUUCUUGGGAAAAAAAUGGCAUCUUUCCCAAUUGAUCCCAAAUACGCUAAAGUACUUCUGAGUGCACCAGAAUUCGACUGUCUUGACGAGGCGUUAAGUUUAGUCGCCAUGUUGUCGAGCGAAAACAUCUUUCACACGCCAAUGCACAAACGGGAAGAAGCGCUAAAAGUCAAGCAAAAAUUCAUCUCGCCUUUGGGUGAUCACAUGACUCUUUUAAACGUUUAUAAAGCAUUUUGCAAAGCGCCAUUGAAAAAGCAAUGGUGUAAAGAAAAUUACUUAAAUCACAAGAACUUGGUGUACGCCAGUGAGGUACGUCAACAACUGCUAGCAAUCUGUCAGCGAUUGAACCUGGCCGUCGCAAGCUGUGGCAACGCCACUGAUCAGCUCCUUAAAUGUCUGGUGAGCGGUCUAUUUACAAACUGCGCGUGGAUCCGCGGCGGGGCGGGCGGGGCGGGCGGGGCGGGGCCGACGGCGGGUGGCGCGCGGUACGUGACGGCGGGCGGCGCGGCGGCCGCGCUGCACCCGGCGGGCGCGCUGCACGCCGCGCGCCCGCCGCCGCCCGCCGUGCUCUACACGGAGCUGCUGCACACCCGCCGCUCCUACCUCGUCACCGUCUCCGCUAUACAGGCGCAGUGGCUGCACCAGCUCGCCCCCGACUACGCCCGGCGCUGCCGCGCGGGCCGGUGACGCAGGGCUAGCCACCGGGGAUAGUGCGAGUGAGCUGAUGUGACUAUUAAUCGCUGCAACUUGGACCUGUGACCUUAGCUCUAUUUUUACCACUAGUUUUAAAAUCACUCCUACAGUUAAGAAACUAAGGGCCGCCAUACACGGACUGCUUUGAGCAGUCAGUGCCAACAGCUUCAAGCGGUCGCCGUUGGGUGAUCCGCAGUUUCAAAACAAAAUCGUCAUUCGCAAUACACGAACCGCUCAAGCAGUUGCAACUGCUUCGGGCGGUUGGCUGCGCGGUGAAAUUUCAUCAUGCGGUCAAGCUGCAAAAGCAGUCCGUGUAUGUUAAUCACUGGGUUACUGCUCGAGCAGUCCGUGUAUGGCGGCUCUAAGGUUGAUUUUCUUACAGACGUGUCGAUUUAGCUAACGCAGAGCGUAGCUAUACUAGCUCUAGGUGUGUAAUUGUGUCAUUUUAGUUUGAGUCUACUGUCAAGAUUAUUCUGUGAUCUUAAUUUGAUUACCUGAACACGCUUUGUAAACUACGAAAAGCUGUGAUCACGUUCACCGUUUAGAUACUUUCGGUCUCUGCUAGAAACGCAUUGAAUGUCUAAAAACUAUAGUGCUCGUUGUAAGUAAGAAAUUCAGGUGCUAAAGACGUGUAUUGAUACUGUUUGUUGCCUAUAAUACUACCAAUAUUAAUUGUUAAAAUUAAAUCAAUGAUCUGACUGGCAGAUAAAAUAAGGACGGGCUUUAGACAAAAUGAUUCAAGUGAUUCAACAGAUGUUCAACACUAUAAUGUUUUAAUGAUAUAAUAUAUCGCCAAUUUAUGGUUAAUAGACAAUUGUCGUCCAAAAAUGAUAUGAACACAAGGCCGUCAAAUGAUAUUCUGGCCUAAGUAUGUAAGUACAGGUAGUGCAUUUCUAAAAAAAUGCAUGCAAUAAUGGGUAACUUUAAGUUCAAUGUACGGUAACGGCGUGAUGCCAAUUCGUCAGCCUGGGCUGGUAAUGUUGUACGAAAAUUCAUUGAAAGCGUGCACGCCACAGCCCCAGUCCAGUAUACUAGAUAGAUAUACAUAUAUUUAAUAUCCAUUUCAUUUCAAAUACUUAUAGCUGUGCAAAAAUAGAGCCUAAGGCAGUUGAGCGGACUCAUGUCUGUAGCCACAUCAUACCUUGUUGACUCUGUAUGAUUCCACGUUCAGAAAAUGGCAAGGCGCCAAGCCCAUCUAAAAUAAAACAGAAGUUUGGAUGUUUCAGAUGACGGGCAACAUUUGUGGGCCGAGUUUUAUGUUGUCGUCGAAAUUUUUAUUCGUUAGCUUUGG
Cydia splendana is the source of this 3600-nucleotide messenger RNA. RefSeq names its product ATP-dependent RNA helicase DHX33-like (gene ath). NCBI's taxonomy places the organism in Eukaryota, Metazoa, Arthropoda, Insecta, Lepidoptera, Tortricidae. The coding region runs from base 156 to 2303 and encodes 715 amino acids. Gene Ontology annotation, molecular function: ATP binding; helicase activity; double-stranded RNA binding. Gene Ontology annotation, cellular component: intracellular anatomical structure; nucleolus. The record is from RefSeq and is a predicted model, not a curated record. The transcript is spliced from 13 exons. Gene Ontology annotation, biological process: positive regulation of transcription by RNA polymerase I.